Aedes albopictus (Asian tiger mosquito) is the source of this 1702-nucleotide messenger RNA. RefSeq names its product venom serine carboxypeptidase. The record is from RefSeq and is a predicted model, not a curated record. Gene Ontology annotation, molecular function: serine-type carboxypeptidase activity. The coding region runs from base 148 to 1602 and encodes 484 amino acids. Gene Ontology annotation, biological process: proteolysis. NCBI's taxonomy places the organism in Eukaryota, Metazoa, Arthropoda, Insecta, Diptera, Culicidae. The transcript has a single exon.
AGUUUUCUUCUAUCCUUCGGUUCGUACGGACGCGCGAUCAAAAGCUAUUCCCCAUUCUUCGCCAGCAAUUCACUACAGUAGUUAGGUGCAGCAGCAGUGUAUGUAAUUGAAUUAUCCCUCUGUGUCGUUUCAUUGCGUUGGUCGAAGAUGCGAGCCCAUUCAUACGGGUCGCUUGCGGUACUCGCCUUAUCGUUGAUGAUAGGAACCGCCAGUGCCAAACUGUUCGUCAAUCCCUAUCCGAGCUACCAGCAUCUGAAGAGCUACAGCUCUGCUUUCGCUGUGGACGGAGAGGACGUCGGUGAACCGCUGUUUCUGACGCCCUUUAUUCUUAAUGGUUCCGUCGAAGCUGGACGUAAUGCGGCCAAAGUGAACCAUUCUGCCAUCCCGGCGAACAUCGAGAGCUACUCCGGUUACCUGACCGUAGACGGAAAGCUCAACUCCAACCUUUUCUUCUGGUACUUUGUGGCUGAACACGAUGUUCAGGAUGACGCUCCGGUGGUCAUCUGGCUCCAAGGUGGUCCAGGGGCUUCCUCUAUGUAUGGCUUGUUCACCGAAAACGGACCGUUCUCGGUGGAUAACAAGAUGAAGUUGCAUCCCCGGAAGUACUCGUGGCACUUCAACCAUCAUAUGAUCUACUUCGACAACCCCGUUGGAACAGGCUUUAGCUUCACCGAUCACGACGAAGGCUACAGCACCAACGAAACGCAAGUAGGCUACAACCUCCACAACGCUUUGGUGCAGUUCUUCCUGCUGUUCCCUGAUCUACAGAAACGCAAUUUCUACGUUACUGGUGAGUCUUACGGAGGAAAGUACGUCCCAGCUGUGUCGCAUGCCAUUCACCGCUACAACGAUAACGCCAAGGUCAAGAUAAACCUCAAAGGAUUGGCCAUAGGCAACGGACUGUGUGAUCCGCUCCACCAACUUGUCUACGGAGAUUACCUCUAUCAGCUGGGGUUGAUCGACUCCAAUGCCCGUGACGAGUUCCACGCCUACGAAAAGAAAGGACGGGACUGUAUCACCAAGAACGACAUGAACUGCGCUUUCGAGGCGUUCGAUGCGCUGAUCAACGGCGACAUGUAUUCCAGCGGAUCGCUAUUUAAAAAUGUCUCCGGCUUUGAAACAUACUUCAACUACCUACAAACCAAACCGGAUCCCAAGGACGAUUACAUGGUGAAGUUCCUAGAGUUGCCGGAAACCCGUAGGGCAAUCCAUGUUGGCAAUAACACCUUCCACGAGUUGGACAGUGAGAACAAGGUUGAAGAACAUCUGAAGCUGGACGUGAUGAAGUCGGUGGUGCCCUACCUGGAGGAACUUUUGAACUCCUACCGAGUGGUGAUCUACAACGGUCAGCUGGAUAUCAUUGUGGCCUACCCAUUGACCAUGAACUACGUGCAGAAAUUAAACUUCCCGGGUCGGGAUCAGUACAAGAAGGCCCCUCGCUACAUCUGGAAGGUGGACGGUGAGAUUGCCGGGUAUGCAAAGGAGGCCGGAAAUUUGGCCGAGGUGUUGGUUCGAAACGCAGGCCACAUGGUUCCGAAGGAUCAACCCAAGUGGGCGCUGGAUCUGUUGAUGAGACUCACCCACGGUAAAGGUUAUGCCUGAGCGGUUGGGGCUAGAUUAGUGCUGUGGAGUUGGUGAACAAUUCAGUUGAGAAGGAAGAAUGAAUAAUAUAGUUCAAACAAUAGAUAUAUUUUAACUAAAA